AUGGAGUCGUUGCGGUUGGAGCAGGAUAAGCUGGACAAGAAGGGCAAUCUGUCAAAGACGAUUGAAGAUGUGCAGAAGACGAUCGACUUGCUCGUCGCCGCGCGAGAAGCCAUAGCUGCUGGUAUGUCUGGCUUGAUCCUUAUCAGAUUUACUCGCCGGUAUCAAAUACUGAUAUACGGGACAGAUGGAGGUGCAGCUGCGCCAACGCUUGCUAGACUGAAGCGUCCGGUCAAGGCUUCACUAGACCAGGUCAACUCGGACAUCAAGGACAUUUACUCGGCCCACAAGGACUACGCAAAGGCCUUAGAUAAGGUCUGUCAAGCCUUUAAGCCUGCCUGGUGCUAUACCUGCUGA
Aureobasidium musti is the source of this 354-nucleotide messenger RNA. The record is from the annotation of a GenBank genome assembly. NCBI's taxonomy places the organism in Eukaryota, Fungi, Ascomycota, Dothideomycetes, Dothideales, Saccotheciaceae.